UUUAACAUGCCAUAAUUUGAUGCCCGUCUAUUUUUCAUUCAGCUCGUGGCAUCUUAAGCGCAUUGCCGAGAAAGAAAGACAUUUUGAUAGCCUACCUCCCAACCACAGGCUAUUAUUGAAGAAAUUCGGGGACCAUUUCAACAUGGUUCGUGAGUGCAUAUUAUACAAUGCAGAGUUCAUCGACGAAAUGAUUCUCGAAGCGGAGCGAAUGUUCCUGAACGAGGACUAUCAGUGUAAGACGGAAGCGGCUGAGCCAGUCAGGCCAGCGGAUAUGGACAAAGUGGACUCGACCAUGGUACAACUAGUUCGUGACUGGAGUGGAGCCGGAAGUGAGGAAAGAAAAGCAUCUUAUGGCAUGGUGGUUCAAGCUCUUGAGGAGGAAUUCUCUGAUCUACUACCCGAAGAACGCUCUGAAACGAGAGUUCUUGUACCCGGAGCAGGACUUGGGCGCCUAGCUUUCGAAAUAUUCCGGAGAGGCUUUUCCAGUGAGGGCAAUGAGUACAGCAUGUUCAUGCUUGUUGCUGCAAAUUUCAUGAUAAACAGAAUCCUUAAACCUGGUGGAAUUUGGAUCAACAUCGGCCCCUUAUUGUAUCACUACGCAGACAUGAAAGAUAAUUUAUCCAUCGAACCGCCGUAUGACAUUCUUAAAGAAUGUAUUGUGGCCAUUGGUUUCAAGUUCGAGAAGGAAGAAGUGAACGUGGAAACGCCAUACGCCUGUGAUAUGAAUUCUAUGAAUAAAAAUACGUUCAGAAGUGUGUUCUUUGUGUGUCGAAAGCCGACAAAUUUUGAGCAGUCGUGACAAAUGCAUGCCUCGCUGCAUCAUAUCUUGU
Messenger RNA from Notodromas monacha, 830 nucleotides. The record is from the annotation of a GenBank genome assembly. NCBI's taxonomy places the organism in Eukaryota, Metazoa, Arthropoda, Ostracoda, Podocopida, Cyprididae.